This is a messenger RNA of Ostrinia nubilalis (European corn borer), 4222 nucleotides long. It is a transcript of the gene tmod, whose product is annotated as tropomodulin-1. The transcript is spliced from 12 exons. NCBI's taxonomy places the organism in Eukaryota, Metazoa, Arthropoda, Insecta, Lepidoptera, Crambidae. Gene Ontology annotation, molecular function: tropomyosin binding. Gene Ontology annotation, biological process: actin filament organization; pointed-end actin filament capping; myofibril assembly. Gene Ontology annotation, cellular component: cytoskeleton; myofibril. Bases 239 to 1495 code for a protein of 418 amino acids. The record is from RefSeq and is a predicted model, not a curated record.
UCAGUUUUCCAGUAGGAUUUUACACAAGACCAGCUCUGGCCGCGUCCACGGUGCAGCGGUCUCGACUCGAAUUAAAUUGACCGAUGUGUUGUGGCUUGAGGUCGAAGUGGCGAUGGGUAGGCCCGUAGACAAAAAAGGGUAUAUCGAGAAAGAAAUUUGAUUUUUCAUCGACUCGUGCGUUAAUGCAGUGAAUGUGUGUCAAAAGUGUCGUUAGUGUAGUGCUUGCUAGAGGAUCACGAUGACGGAAUUCUUCGGGCCCUGGAGCGAGGAUGCGGGCGAGGACGGCGAUGUGGUGGAGACGGUGGAGACCGUGGAGACCUUCACCACCACCACCAAGAAGACCCGCUCAGCGCCGAAGUCGUCUACUACAAAGACGACUACCAUGACGACACCGGCCAAGCUGUUUGGGCGGGAGCUCUCCUCCUAUGACGAGGUGGAUGUGGACGAACUCCUGUCGAAACUCACGCAAGAGGAACUCACAAUGUUGGCCAAAGAAGUAGACCCAGACGACAAUUUUCUCCCACCGAACCAGAGGAACAACUAUCAGUGUGAAAAGGACCCCACGGGUCCAUUAAACCGUAAGAAGUUAAUAGAACACAUCAACAAACAGGCCCUAGAGACACCAGACCGGCCCGAGGUCAAACCUUAUGUACCUGGUGUCAUUCGGGGGAAGAAGUGGAUACCGCCGCCCGUCCCGGAAAAGUUGCGAGACGCGGAGGAGCAGAUUUCCAUCGACCUCGGCGACGAGUACGAGCAAGCGCUCAACACCGCCUCGCAAGAGGAGAUCAUCGACCUGGCUGCCAUCCUGGGCUUCCACUCGAUGAUGAACCAGGACCAGUACCACGCGUCGCUGCUCAACAAGGGCCAGCCCGUUGGCCUCGGCUGGGACGGCAUCACCAAGGCCACCAAACAAAAGGUUUUCCCAAUGGACCCCCCCAACGACACGGACCCCGAUGACACAGUGAAGAGGGUGCAGGAGAAUGACCAGAAGUUAACUGAUCUCAAUUGGAAUAAUAUUAAGAACAUAAGCGACGAGAAGUUCGAGAAGCUGUUCGAAGCGCUGAAGACGAACACACACCUCGAGGUGCUGUCGCUCGUCAACGUCGGCCUUAACGACCGCACCGCACAGCUUCUGGCUGAUGCACUGCAGGUGAACAGCACGCUUCGCGUGGUGAACGUGGAGACGAACUUCAUCAGCCCGGGCGGCGUCGUGGCGCUCGUGCGCGCGCUGCUGCCCACCACCAGCGUCGAGGAGUUCCGCGCCUCCAACCAGCGGUCGCAAGUGCUCGGCAACAAGAUCGAAAUGGAGAUCACGUCUCUGGUGGAACAGAACCCCACGCUCCUACGCCUCGGCCUGCACCUCGAGUACAGCGACGCGCGCCACCGCGUUGCCAGCCAUCUGCAGCGCAACAUCGACAGAAUACGGAAAGACCUAACGCUGCGACUACAGUUCAGAUUCUUUAACAACCUGCAAAAGGGCGCGCGUAGCCAAUAGACUGUAAAGUACGCCAGCAGCGCCGGAGCCAGAACAACGCUUAGAGCCCUGAACUAUUGUGAGUGGCGGUCGCGUCCGGCGCUUGACGCAGUUCACGCGAAGCCGCAGCUACGUCGUGGGCUGGAUCCCUUAGGCCGCGCCUGGCGUUUGUGAUCGUGUAAUGUGCCGCUUGAGAGCCCUAGUCAAGCUCUGUAAGGUACAAACGGGACUAAUGUUGCCUUAAAAACAAUAUUGCCACCUUAUUACCAGAGUAAAUACAAAUGAGUAGGUCAUCUUCAUAGAAACGCACCGAGCGCGGUUUGUAUGUGAGCGCGCCAAUACGUAUGCGGCGCGCACGCACACACUGACAAAAUUACAAAUACAAACCGCGCCCGUGCGUUUCUAUGAAGAUGACCUACUCAUUUGUAUUUACUCUGUUAUUACCUCAAAAACAAUACUGCCACUUUAUUGCCUUAAAGACAAUAUUGCCACGGUCCAUGUUAUUACCUCAAAAACAAUACUGCCACUUUAUUGCCUUUAAGACAAUAUUACUUAUCCAGUGUAUUGCCAUUGUAUAUUGGUCUUUAUUCCCCUUAAAACAAUACAAACGAUUUUGCGACCGUAUUUUGGACUUUACUGUUCUAAAAGAAUUGCAAUUUUACUUACUUAGCCUUUUGUAUAGAAAGGGGAUAUUUUGAAUAAAAAUACUUGCGCAUACGUGCUAUGGUCUAACACCUAGAUCUUAUGAUCACUGAGUUUUAUUAACCAAUCAUUUUGUGUUUCUAUUCGCAGUUUGUAAAAUAGUUACUUCAUGAAAACUAUUAAAUUAUUCCAACUAUAAAUACGAUAUAAUCGGUUUUGAUUUCGGAGAACAUGGCUCUAUGGUUGCUAAUCCAUUUAGGAUAAGACCGUGAAAUAAUUUCUAAAAAUCUACGACAAACUAUUCUAAUUGAGCACAUUUUAAAUAUUUACUUCAAUGGCAAGAUUUUUAAGGGUUAUUUUAGUCUCAUUGUACCUUUAUGGGACUGGCCGUUCGUAUUUUUGUAAUGUUCCUAAUCUGUAUUGGCUUCGGUAAUUUUUUGUAUCUUUAAGAACAUAGCACUCUACUGUUUAAUGCUCCCUACAACCAUCAACGUAAUUAAAAUUAAGAGAAAUUACAAAUGUCGCAACAUUUUACCAACAUUUGCGAAGCCAUACAGGUUAGGAAUGUUAUAGCUAAUUUUAAACUUCCUUACAUAGGUGUAACGUUUAUAUUAGCUUAAUGUGCUACCUUUAGAAGCUGGUAAGGCUUAUGUAACCUGGACAAUUUUGUAAGUUUGCAGCACACCAACGAAAAAUGUAAGCUCAAAUUUUAUACAGUUUAGCUUUUGUAAAGUAUGUACCAUUAGAUUGCGACAUGUAUCAAGUUUAUAUUGACUCGAACUGCAAAAUGUUUCUAAAUAAGUACAAUUAUUAUAUCUUAUUCGAAUUUUGUAUUACAAAAUUAUCAAUGCAUUUGUGGCAAAUUUUAUAUUCAGCAUUUUAUGCGAUGUUUUAUUACACCAUCACAAAUACCUAGGCACAGAGUGUAUGUGUGUUUGCUAAGUGUGGGUCUGUGUGAAGACAAGAAUUGGAAUUUUAUACACAAAAACAUAAAUGAAAGUUAUGGCUAUUGGUGGCAGGACCACCAUUAUUUUUUUCGAAGGCAAUGACGUCAUUUUGACAUAAAUUACUUUGAACUUUUCACAUAGUGAACUAAAUUGAUCGUGGAAUUAAUAUAUUGUUCAAUUCUUGUCGAGGUUGGUUGGAGACUGAACGUUUUUUAAUAUUAAUUUUUAUUCUAGUGUGCUAAUGAAAUCGUAUUAAUUUUACUCAUAAUUUGUAAUAUAUUUUAUAAAUGUGCACAUUCCAUUAAUGCAAAACAUGCUUCUUUAGUUUUCGUGUUUUUAUUUGCUCUAUUUAUUUAUUCAAAUAUUUGGUUGUAGUUUUUAAAAACUUUACGCUUAUGUCUCUGUUGGGUAAAGGUGUAUUUAUAUUGCUGCAUGGCGUGGUGUAUACGACCAUUUUGUACGAGACAGUAGCGAUCUGCGCAAGCGUCGGCCUGUCAUGUUCAAACGUGGCACAUACAGGCCACGCCUCCUCACGUAAUGCGAAUACACCUUUAUUCGCGAAACAAUUAGAAAUCGAUUUAUGUAUACUGAAUCAAAUCUUGAUUUCAAAGACAGAAACAAGGAAGUAAUGUUCUGCGUCAAUGGAGUAGUAACGUUAACUUUAAAUUUUCAAUAAAGCACCAGGUUUGAGACGCGGUUGUAUUUGUGCCUGCAGCUUCAGCGCAUUUGCAUCCAGUCACACUGAGGAGCAACGCAACCUCUUGCUUUCUUGAAAGUAAAAAAAUAUAUUUGCUUAUCUUUAAAUGUAACUUUAUGUAUAUUUGAUAGUGAAUCUACUGGGGGAAGUAAGUGUCCAUAACAUUGUGAUAAAACAUCAUGUUUUUCCAUUUAAAAAAAUACUGCUUCGAUUUUUUUUUCGUCUGUAGUUUCAAUAAGAGAGAUUAUUUGUAUAUGAUUUUAGUUUUUUUAAUGUAAUAUUCUUUUAUCGUGAAGAUUUACGAAAUUAAAUUUAAAUUAUAUAAUUUUAUCUUAAUAAUAGAUUUAUUUAUGUUGAUAUUCGGUUCAGGAGCAUUUUGGUCCAACGAAAACCUUGACUAGUAGAGUCGCAGUUCUGUAGUUUGUGACAAAUGUAAAAAAUAAAUAAAGUACAUAAACGAAA